Messenger RNA from Nematocida minor, 1317 nucleotides. Its product is annotated as tubulin beta. The coding region runs from base 1 to 1317 and encodes 438 amino acids. Gene Ontology annotation, cellular component: cytoplasm; microtubule. Gene Ontology annotation, biological process: microtubule cytoskeleton organization; mitotic cell cycle. The transcript has a single exon. Gene Ontology annotation, molecular function: structural constituent of cytoskeleton; GTPase activity; GTP binding. NCBI's taxonomy places the organism in Eukaryota, Fungi, Microsporidia. The record is from RefSeq and is a predicted model, not a curated record.
AUGAGAGAAAUUGUCCAUUUACAAACAGGCCAGUGCGGUAACCAGAUAGGAUCCAAGUUCUGGGAGAUAAUCAGCGACGAGCACGGAAUAAAUGGCGAUGGUGCAUACAUUGGCUCUAAUUCCUACCAACUAGACAGGGCGUCUGUCUACUACAAUGAGUCAGCAAGCGGAAAGUACGUCCCCAGAGCAGUCCUCGUAGAUCUUGAGCCCGGAACAAUGGAUGUCAUCAAGGAGAGUCCAUACGGCAAGCUUUACAGACCAGACAACUUCAUACACGGACAGUCAGGAGCAGGAAACAACUGGGCCAAAGGGCACUACACAGAGGGCGCUGAGCUUGUUGACUCAGUGAUGGAUGUAAUAAGAAAAGAAGCUGAGAACUGCGACUGUCUCCAGGGCUUCCAAGUGACGCACUCUCUCGGGGGAGGAACAGGGGCAGGGAUGGGCACACUGCUAAUUAGCAAAAUAAGAGAAGAGUUCCCCGAAAGAAUGAUGUGCACUUUCAGUGUGGUUCCAUCGCCCAAGGUCAGCGACACAGUUGUAGAGCCGUACAAUGCAACCCUCAGUAUCCAUCAGCUGGUGGAGAACAGCGAUGAAACUUUCUGCAUAGACAAUGAAGCUCUGUACGACAUCUGCUUCAACACUCUGAAGCUCUCUAACCCAGGGUACAACGACCUAAACAGGCUCGUGUCUGUUGUAAUGAGCGGAAUAACAACUACCCUCAGAUUCCCCGGACAGCUCAAUGCAGACCUGCGCAAGCUGGCUGUGAAUAUGAUACCCUUCCCGCGCCUCCACUUCUUCAUGGUUGGCUUUGCUCCUUUGACAGCCCAGGGAUCUACCGCAUACAGAGCAAGCUCUGUCUCAGAUCUUACGCAGCAGAUGUUCAGCCCAAAGAACAUGAUGGCUGCAUGCGACCCCACGAAGGGAAGGUAUCUUACAGUCGCUGCGAUGUUCAGAGGGAAAAUAUCCAUGAAGGAUGUAGAUGAACAGAUGCUCAGCAUACAGAGGAAAAACUUUGCAAACUUUGUCGAGUGGAUUCCCCACAAUGUCAAAACAUCUGUGUGCGAUAUAUCUCCAACAGGGCUUGAGAUGUCCUCUACGUUCAUCGGGAACAGCACAGCCAUUCAGGAGCUGUUCAAGAGAAUCAGCGACCAGUUCAGCUUGAUGUUCAGAAAGAAGGCUUUCCUGCACUGGUACACUGGAGAAGGCAUGGACGAGAUGGAGUUCACAGAGGCAGAGUCAAACAUGAAUGAUUUAUACAGCGAGUACCAGCAGUACCAGGAUGCAACUGUGGAUGAAGAAGAGUAUGCGCACGCGUAG